AUGCGCCCCUCGCUCGCCCCGGUGCUGCUGGCGCCUCUCGCCGCCCUCGCUGCGCCCGACGUCCUCGCCAACUUUGAGCCGGCCGUCGCAGGCCAGCAGGCCAAUGUAUACGACUUGAUGCCCACGGCCCCGCCACAACUGAACCCGGAGCUCCUCAAGAGACAAGGCAACGCAUGCGCCAACAACUACUUCAAUUGCGCGGGUCUGGGAGCUCCGGGACUGUGCUGCCCCCGAACAGCAGUCUGUUCAGCUGACCAAGCUGGCCACGUAGCGUGCUGUCCCCAAGGCGCCGCCUGCACAGGAGCCCUCGGCGCGGGCCGCCCCACGGCAACGGUACCCUUUGUCACGGCGACGACGACCAACGGCCCCUUUGUACAGCAAACCAAUGGCGCGAACCACGGCAGCACGGUACAGAACCAAUUCUACCCCUUCCCGUACAUACCGACAACUUACAAAGACGCAGCUGCCUGCUCGUCCGCUUAUACAAGCUGCCAGAGUGAUGCUGCAAGUUGUACAAGUGCUCUUGCCAAUGGCGCCGCUGGUAUAACCAUAUCCGCUCCCAAUGGCGGGGCCACCAUUACCGCCAUUCCAAGCGUCGGCCUUGCGUCGGCCCAGAGCAUCUGCUCCAGCCUCAGCAGCCUGGGCUGCUCCCAGUUGACUGUCGAAGCAUGCCAGGCCUUUGACGGAACCCGGAAUGCCGCUUGGCGCGCCCCCUGCCGCGAUUACAUCAUGACGGCUGGAGUCGCCCUGGGCAUUGCAGGACAGCUUCUGACAUGA
Exserohilum turcica Et28A is the source of this 777-nucleotide messenger RNA. RefSeq lists its product as uncharacterized. Lineage: Eukaryota; Fungi; Ascomycota; Dothideomycetes; Pleosporales; Pleosporaceae. The transcript has a single exon. Bases 1 to 777 code for a protein of 258 amino acids. The record is from RefSeq and is a predicted model, not a curated record.